GACGAUGAGGAAGAGCCUCCACCUCCGUCAGACAACGAAGAAGAUAUGUGUGAUAGUGAUGAUGAGACCGGUCCACAAAUAGAUUACAAUAGUGAUGAUUCAUAUGGGUUCUAGAAAAUGUUUAAUAAUCAUGGGCAAGUCCAGCGGCGCUAGUUUCCUCAGUAAAUUUAAAGGACUUACUCGGAGUGGACGAGCCCACAAGGUUCCCUCCCGACUACGCGAGGAUGACACCUCACAGGGAGGUGGAGGGGUCGGGGGAGGAGACCCUAGAGGAGGAGGCGGUGGGGGGAGAGCCCCUAGAGGAGGAGGCGGUGGGGGGAGAGCCCCUAGAGGAGGAGGAGGUGGGGGGAGAGGCAACCGGGGCAAAAAACUCCGGGCCGUGUCUGAAAUAGGAGGGUCUUCUUCGAUGCCCUCCUAUACAGAGGCACCUUCUGAGUCUGAGGAGGAGGAGUAUGUUCCUGAUGGCGAGGAGGAGGCCGAGGAGGAGGGUGAGGAGGAGGAGGAGGCCGAGGAGGAGGGCGAGGAGGAGGCCGAGGAGGGUGGAGGGGAGGUUGAUCCCGCGUUGUGGGGUGACUUGCCACCGGGUUCUUCGCAGGGGUGGCUGCGUGGUAAUGCCGGACUACCUACACCACCUUCUAUCAAGGAGCACAAGUGUCUCAUUGAACCUAUGGGGACAGAAAACUGGAUCCUUCACGGAAAGGGCCGUAAACCGAACGGCCUUAUCACUGUCCUGUUGAAGGAGUUUUGGCCUGGCCUAUUCUGCCCGCGGCCAGACAGGGACCCGCAGCAGCGGGUUUUGGCCACGAGCUGGGCCCACUACGAGGCUUGCAGCAACGCGGAGUACGGGACGACCGCUAAGGCCGUGAUCACCAAAUUUUGGCAACUCUAUAGAGUUCUUGACAAGCACAAGGCCAGAGCCGACGUGGUCUUGCUUGCGGCUGCGAAGAAGAAAGCUCGUCAGUUGCAGUACGAGGUGCGCUGGGUUGCCGUCUCGCAGUACUAA
Messenger RNA from Triticum urartu, 1003 nucleotides. Lineage: Eukaryota; Viridiplantae; Streptophyta; Magnoliopsida; Poales; Poaceae. The record is from RefSeq and is a predicted model, not a curated record.